ACCUGUUCCUAAAGCUAAGGUGCUCUAAAAGUGUCCCCAUGAACGCAGGAAAAGACGAAUAACAUAAAAAACCUUUCAGGUUUCACUUCCCCAGUCACUUUAGUCACUGCAGUAUUUUUCCUUAUCUGAGUUCCUUUCAGUUUAAAUCGAUUAAGUGUGGUCUGUCGGAAAGAAAGCACUCGUCUAAAACGGUACGAAUCUCGCCUGAGAGGGGAAAAGAAAAAAAAUAAAUAAUAGCCAGACAGACUUUAAACUGACAGUAGUGACUUCUUGCUAAGAAUACUCAGCGGGGCAUUAACCAAUAAACAACAACAGUGGACAUCUUUAUGAGAACCAGACAAAUGAGGCAUUUUGGGGGGUGACCUCUGAAAAUAACCUUCUGGGUCUGGAAAGAAGACCUUGAAGAGGCGAAAACUUUAUAACAUUCACCUAUCUAUGUUUUUAUUGAAUGAAUGAAUGAAUGGGUAAAAAUGGCAUUGAGUUAUUUAAAACUCUCAGUGAGGAACAAGGGUCAAUUGUGUUGCCACAGCCCCUGAAGCUGGACAGCAGAGAGCUUUGGGAGGUGAUUGCUGAUUGGCCGUCCAGAGACGAGUGGGCGGGCCAAAGGAGUUAGAGAUAUAUGGUAAAGGCAAAUGUCCUGCAGUGAUACAACCCUGGGUGAUCUGACAAUCCGGCGUUUGAAGUGACUAUCAUGCUAUGCAAUCUGAGGACUUACGCCCAGCUGUAGGCCUAAUUAGCUCACUUAGAGUCCCUUUAUAAAACUCUGCUGAAGGGGCUGGAAGAGGCAGACACUCACUGGGAAGUCAGCAGCCUAACGGGAUAACAGCCGCAGCGGAUCUGGAUCACUCAAGGCAACCUGCUGCUUCACCAACAAACAAGUCCGAAGUGCUUUAUGUCCUUUUUUAAUUGAGAAUGCCACACUUAAGCGACUGCAGCUACUACAAAAUGCGGGAUGCGACCAGAGCUUCAAAAGUGCAAAGCCACCUGGAGAACUCCAAGUUCCAUCUCCACCAGAGCCAGAACCAACCGGUGAAGCAGUACCUGACGCUGGGCUCCAAGCUGGCCUCCUCGGCGGGUUCGGGUCACGCCGUGCAGCAUCCACACACUCCUGGCCAGCCGCUAGCCACGGUGCCGAUCAUGAGGAACGGACACAUGGCGCCGGUCAGUGACGGCAGCAACCCGAACAGCCCUGUUACCCUCCUCACGUUGGCCAGUCAUGACAGUGAGUUUCCAAUGGAUGAAGUUAUUGAUGACCUGAUUAGUCUUGAAUCCGGUUUCAAUGAUGGAGGCUUGGAUUGCAUGGAGAAUAACAUCAUAAUGCAAAACAAUGUGUCCCUCAGCAGCAGCAUGCUGGACGUCUAUGGGGGUGAACAAGGUAUGAACCCCCCUAAUGGUGGAAUGAGCCCCACAUCUAACCCUACAAAGCUCACUGUAAAAAGGGAAUACACAGAGCACGACACCAGGGUUAUGGCAAAGGAGAGGCAGAAGAAAGACAACCACAAUCUGAUUGAAAGACGGCGAAGAUACAACAUUAACUACAGGAUUAAGGAGCUGGGGACACUCAUCCCCAAGUCAAAUGACCCUGACAUGCGCUGGAACAAAGGCACCAUCCUGAAGGCCUCGGUGGAGUACAUUCGGUGGCUGCAGAAGGAGCAGCAGCACGCUCGGGAGCUGGAGAGCCGUCAGAAGAAGCUGGAGCAAGCCAACAGGAGGCUGCUGCUGAGGAUCCAGGAACUUGAGAUUCAAGCGCGAGCACAUGGACUUCCAAACAUGGCCACCGCCUUGGGCACCGUGGAACUGUCCAAUCACCUCCUCAAACAGCCUCAACAGCCGCAGCAGCAGCAAUCGCCUCCCCAGGCCCCGCAACCACAGCAGGCCCCUCUCUACCAGGAGGACCCGAACAACGACUACCUCCAGAGAAUAGCCGUGGUGACUGGCGUACCAUCCAUCGCCGCCGCCGGCACGCCGCAGGACCACAUUUCCGGCGGGGACGCCUGCACCACCUUCUCUGACCCGCUGUCCCACUUCACAGACUUCUUCACAGCCUCGCUCAAGGAGGAGAACCAGCUCGACGAGAUCCUCAUGGACGAGGCGCUGUCGCCGUUCGGGACCGACCCGCUCCUCUCCGCGGGUUCCCCCGGAGCGGCGUCCAAAGACAGCAGCCGCAGGAGCAGCUUCAGCUCCGGCGAGGGCGACGAUCUAUAAGGGGGCCAGCGUUGCUAUCACUGCACAGCUGCAUCCUCCACUCAUAAAGGGCAUACACAGAGCUUCCAGGAGACUGACUACUACAGACUAUUGCCAAGGCGGCAAGCAAUUAAAAUGACAGCUGACAAACUUUAUAUAAAUCGGUGUCUCUCAAAGAGGCAUCAGCUUGUGAUGUGCUCCACUGUCCCUGAGGCUGACACUUGUGAAUGCUCUCUGGGACCAGUUGCUCCUUAUGAGGACAUUUUUUUUCUUUUUUUUUUGGUGUUUGUCUGCCACUCAAACACGGAAGGAACAGACUUGUACGAAAAAAGGGAGACAUUCAUCAGUAUUUGAUGUACAUGACUGCUAUUUUUAACCCUUCUAUUGUGUUUGGGUCAAAAUCGACCCGCUCAAGCGGGUCGAUUUUGACCCAAACACAAUAGAAGGGUUAAGGCAACACUGUGGUGGCUAUACACUGUAACAUAUGCAAAAUAAUCACUAAAAAUGUGCCGAUACUGUCCUUAAAGUCAAUUGAAAAAGGAUUUUUAACUUUAUCGUACGAGGGGCCUUACUUCAACCUGUCUUAAAGGAGAACUAAUGUACUCACCUCAAAGCUUAACAUGUACUGGGCCUUACGUGUGUUUUUGAAAAUGUUUUUUAAUAAGACUUUUUUUGUAUUUAUGUAUGUUUAAUCCAUGUAUUCAUAAAAAAAAUAUUAAUAUCUAACAGGACUGGGUUUUUAUUCUAAUUUAUAAAUGAUAGAAUGUUUAUUGUAGAAGCGUUAAACACAAAACCUGUAACUCUCAACCACAUUGAUACUGUAAAAAAAUAAGCGUUACUCUGACUAUGCUAACGCGUAAAAGAAAACCUGGCUAUGUCCGAAUUCCCACCUAAUCCCUAACUACUAAAAAACUAUUUAUUGCCCUGGAUUUUAAAACCAAUUCAAACACCACGCUAACGUCGGAUAUUACGAUU
Molecule: messenger RNA, 3159 nt
Organism: Oryzias melastigma (Indian medaka)
Lineage: Eukaryota; Metazoa; Chordata; Actinopteri; Beloniformes; Adrianichthyidae
Gene: tfec
Product: transcription factor EC
Exons: 8
Coding region: 913-2205 (430 amino acids)
Biological process (GO): regulation of transcription by RNA polymerase II
Cellular component (GO): nucleus
Molecular function (GO): protein dimerization activity; DNA-binding transcription factor activity, RNA polymerase II-specific; RNA polymerase II cis-regulatory region sequence-specific DNA binding
Source: RefSeq, a predicted model, not a curated record